UCCGUGCGUUUGUUGUGUGUUUUUAUUGAAACUGUUCGGGGUCACCAGGGUUAAGGUAGCGCUAGUAGGGAUAAGUCAAGCAUGCACGGAGCGAUUGGCAAUGUAAGAUCUGGCGGGGAGGAUUCUGAUCCGUUUAAAACUGUCGAAUUGGUAGAUCAUUAGCUGUACAGAAGACUUUUAUACUGUCUCACGCUCAACUUCAUAGUGACCAUUUUAGAUAACCAUGGCGGAUGAGGGUGGAGACUGGUUUACCGAUGCUGGUGACGAUGCACCACCGCCUUUACCAGAAUUAAAAAAGUCUGCUCCUGCUGCUUCAGAAGCCGCUGCGGCCAGUGAGUCAACACCUGCUGAAACUCCAGCCGCUCCAGUACAGGAUAAAAGAGAAGUUGCCGAAGACGAAUACCUAGAUCCUAACAAACUUUUAUUGUUUAAGCACUGGAUAAGGCCAAAAUUUCUACAGUAUAAAUAUCUAUACGACUACAGACAUAAUUACUACGAUGACAUUAUCGACUAUUUAGACAAAAGGCAAAGAGGAUUUCGUCGAGAAAUACCACAUCCACAAACAUGGGCUGAACGUACACUUCGUACAUACAGCAGCCAGCUUAACAAGAUUGAGAGUUUUAGAAGACUCGUGGAUGACACAAAACUUGUAACUGAGACUAAAAUUAGUGGCGCUUUUCAUCUUUAUCAUUCAAAAAAUUAUAUUAACCGGCGAUACUCUUCGAUACUGGUUUAAGAACAUGGUUGAGCAAUGAGUUAUGCGAAACAUAUGAGUUGUUAAGUAACUAUACAUUUUUAAUUGUUGUCUAAGUUAUGACGACAUUUACUUAUAAUGGUCCCAUUUUAUUUAAAAAGUAAAUUGGAUUAUUAUUAACUGA
Messenger RNA from Zophobas morio, 878 nucleotides. RefSeq names its product flightin. The transcript is spliced from 3 exons. Lineage: Eukaryota; Metazoa; Arthropoda; Insecta; Coleoptera; Tenebrionidae. The record is from RefSeq and is a predicted model, not a curated record. The coding region runs from base 224 to 736 and encodes 170 amino acids.